AUGCGAUCGUCUAACAAGCCAGAAAGUGCUCAAGUGUCAAGAAGCACGCGCGCACGUACUCCAGACAUCACCGUAAGUGUUAACUGGGGCGUCCUAGACCAGACUAACAUCUUGGAGGCAAUCAAGGCCCAUAAUGUCAAGACGAAUAGGUCGCUCAUUAGGAAUCAAAAGGAGCUUGCCAGGAGGCUGUACUUUAACACAAUGGACAUAUAUUUAACUGAUCUUUCUUCAGUGUGCUGUUACUUGAAGGGGCUUCUGCCGUUUCGCCACGUUGACCUGCAAGGCAUUCUCAAGAAAAGAGAGCUUGCCCAGCUCUUUUCGUCAAAGAUAAUGGCCAUCUUAUCAAGCGAAGCCAGAAUUCCACUGGAGUUUGUCUCUGAUUCGCCCAUCACGCACAGCCAAAAGGAGGAGCUUGCUGAGGCCUUCCUUGUCAACAGACACGAGAGGUCUCUUGGAGAUGAUAUUUACUCAUAUAACAAGGCAGCAGAAGAGAUCAUAUGUCUGUACAUUUCCGACAUGCGCCAUUUAAACCGGAUAAUUCGCAAACGAGGGCUUUCAGCGCCCGAAAUCACAACAAAGGACAUCAUCGACCCAUCAGGUAAUCUAAAAAACAACAUCUUCACCAAAUCUUUUCGCAUAUUAGUUCCUCUUUCUCUUUCUAGCUUUGGCCGAAGCAAUGUAUUGCGAGAGGACCAGAGUGAGCAUGCACAUGAAGACAUGACUCUUAGAAUUGCUGAUCUGGGAGCAAAUUCUGUUCAGCGCAGCACUGUAUCUAGUGCCAAGCAAAAAGGAUCAGUAACAUUUUCCAUCAAAGAUCCAAGCCCUGGGUCCUAUACCAACCAUCUUAGUGGGGUCUCGCUUUACGGUGAAUCGCUGGCAGAGUUUCAAGAAAAAUUUGACCUGUCCCAGGUGGAAAAAUAUCGAAACCAAGCCAAAGCUCUGCAUUCUGAGCUUCGGGAGAAAGACAUGAUGCUCCAGGAAGCAAACGACACUAUAAGGGAGCUCAGAAGGCAACUUCAAGACUCAGAUGAUGCUAAUGAAGACCUAAGGGCUGAGAAUUUAUCACUUAGAACCGCCAUUGACACUUUAAAGACCACAGCAGAGUAUGAAAGCCUUGAAAAGGAGAACAUCAGGUUACAGGAGAAGCAAGCGGUGUUAAGGAAACAAUUAGAUGACGCACUAAGGCUUACUGGACAAUAUAAGGAGCAACUUUUCAUCCAGAGCCGAAAGUUUGAUACACUCAUCAAAUUUGUUAAUAAGGAGUGCAGUACCUUUAAUGAAAUAGUGACAAAGUAUAACUUAGACAGGGACAUAUUUGAAGUGGAUCCCCACAGUUUUUAUGAUCAGUCCGCAAUGCUCUCCAAAACUCUUAUUAAUACUGACGAUGCAUCUAUAUCAAUACGGGCUUCAACCAUUCUUCGACAUGUGGCUAAGACCAUGCACAGCCUGAUACAGGAGGGAGAAAAACUUGUGCUGAGACUCCGGAUAGGCCCACUCGAUAAAGAAAGACUUGAGGGUUUAAAUGAUGUAAGUAUACUAACUGGACUUGACGAUGUCGUUACGCUACUGUUUGAACACCUGGGCAGGACACUGUGCUAG
Giardia duodenalis is the source of this 1599-nucleotide messenger RNA. RefSeq lists its product as uncharacterized. The transcript has a single exon. The record is from RefSeq and is a predicted model, not a curated record. Bases 1 to 1599 code for a protein of 532 amino acids. Lineage: Eukaryota; Fornicata; Diplomonadida; Hexamitidae.